Molecule: messenger RNA, 2321 nt
Organism: Carica papaya (papaya)
Lineage: Eukaryota; Viridiplantae; Streptophyta; Magnoliopsida; Brassicales; Caricaceae
Product: serine carboxypeptidase-like 27
Biological process (GO): proteolysis
Cellular component (GO): vacuole
Molecular function (GO): serine-type carboxypeptidase activity
Source: RefSeq, a predicted model, not a curated record
AUCAUUUUCGUAGUAUUCUCACCAAAAAAUCAGUCUAAAAGCUGUUGAAAACUUUGUUUGUUCUAAACUUUUAACUAAUUGUUUAGUAAUCAGCUGUCAACUUCACGUCUUCAAGCAAACGCAUGUCCAUGUGCGCCUCUCACCUGUUCCGUCAAACGCCUGACUGAAGCAAAAGCAAGAAGCAACCCAGAAAAGUUCAUGGCUUUUUUGAUUAGUCAACAAACCCACCAAUUAAAUACACCGUUAAGGACAAACUGCGUGGGUUUUGAGCUCCACACUCAUGCUCUUCACACCUCAUUCUCACAACUAAUAUCAAUCAUUAGAUCUCGUAUUAAAUACCCAAAUUCCAUUCAUGUCUAUCCUCACAUCCUCAUUCUUUUUCUCCUAACUCCGGAGAUCUUUUGGGAUCUGGGUUUUGGUUUGUUUUAGGAUUCCUGGUUAAAUUCAUUGAAUACCCACAUUUGCUGUUUUUGGGUAUUCUUGUUUUUUUCAUCCAGCUGUUUGUGGGUUGUAAUUUCUUGUGAUUCCCUUUCAUGGAAUUUUCCAUUUUGGGUUUAGAAUAUUUAUUUUGAAGACCCAGCAGUAAUUUUUUAAGGUGUCUGUACCUGGGUUCUUCUUGUUUUUGUUCUUUAUUGAUUGAUUCCUUGAUGGGUAAUUCCGCAUCUUCUAUUUGUUUCAUCGUCUUCUUAUCGCUUUUACUCUGUAUUUGCUUUGCAUUUUCUUUUUCUCCUCUGGAAGAACAAGAGAGAGACAGAAUUAUUGAAUUACCUGGGCAGCCAAAGGAUGUUGGAUUUGCUCAGUACUCGGGUUAUGUGACAGUGAAUCAACAAGCUGGGAGGGCAUUGUUUUACUGGUUGAUCGAGUCACCACUGAGUCGUGUACCCGCGUCAAGACCACUGGUCUUGUGGCUCAAUGGAGGUCCUGGUUGCUCUUCUGUUGCCUAUGGAGCAGCUGAAGAGAUUGGACCUUUUCGGAUUAGGCCUGAUGGGAAGAGCCUUUACUCCAAUCCUUAUGCUUGGAACAAAUUGGUGAAUUUGCUGUUCCUCGAAUCUCCAGCCGGUGUUGGCUUCUCAUAUACGAAUACCUCAUCAGAUUUGUACACAUUUGGUGACCGGAGAACAGCUGAAGAUUCAUAUGUGUUUCUUGUCAAUUGGUUCGAAAGGUUUCCGCAGUACAAGCAUAGAGAUUUCUACAUUGCUGGAGAAAGUUACGCAGGUCAUUAUGUUCCUCAGUUGUCACAAAUUGUAUAUGAAAGAAAUAAGGGGAUUGAGAACCCCAUUAUUAAUUUCAAAGGUUUCUUGGUAGGAAAUGCUGUUACUGAUGACUACCAUGAUUUCAUUGGCACCUUUGAAUAUUGGUGGACCCAUGGUUUGAUCUCUGAUUCAACCUAUCGAAAUCUACGUCUUGCCUGUGACUUUGGAUCUUCUCAGCAUCCUUCAUUGGAAUGCACGAAUGCCCUCAGAGCUGCAGAACUGGAGCAAGGAAAUAUUGAUCCAUAUAGCAUCUUCACACCACCUUGCAAUGACACUGCAUCAUUGAGGCACAACCUAAGGGGUCAUUAUCCAUGGAUGUCCAGAGCAUAUGAUCCUUGCACUGAGAGAUAUUCGAAUGUGUAUUUCAAUCUCCCAGAAGUUCAGAAGGCAUUCCAUGCAAAUGUAACUGGAAUUUCUUACCCAUGGAAAGCAUGCAGUGAUAUUGUUGGAGAUUACUGGGCAGAUUCUCCGCUCUCUAUGCUUCCUAUAUACCGAGAACUCAUUGCUGCUGGCAUUAGGAUAUGGGUAUUCAGUGGAGACACUGAUGCAGUGGUUCCUGUAACUGCAACUCGAUACUCAAUUGAUGCCCUCAACUUACCAACUAUCACCAACUGGUACCCGUGGUAUGACAACGGAAAGGUUGGCGGGUGGAGCCAAGUAUAUAAAGGCCUAACUUUUGUAUCAGUAACCGGAGCAGGACACGAAGUUCCCCUCCACCGGCCGCGACAAGCUUUCAUUCUUUUCAGAUCAUUUCUCGAGAACAAGCCAAUGCCAAAAUAAAUCCAUUUAAACUUAUUUGAUGAAUAAUUGGGAGGUCAGGUAGAAACCAUUCAUGUAUAGUAGUAUAUAUCCAUUGCUGGGGUGGAGAGAAAGGAAAAAGAAGCAUUUCUUCUCUGCCCCUGUGGCAUGAUUUCUGAACUUACAGUUGCCUUUUGCUUUCUGGGUACAGUCUGUUUUAGUGAAAAGGAUGAGGUGAGAUUGAACUCUUGAAGUAAAACCAUUACAAUCUGAAAAGAGAUUUGUAGAAUACAUUUGCAUACAGUUCAUUCUUUAAUGGGGUUUCAAUAA